CUCAGGGUCCCGGUCGCGAGGAGGAGGAGGAUGUGGCGGGUGGAGGGGAAACGGCUGCCGGAAACAAGCCGGAAGAGCGUUUCCCAAAGUGUAUUCUGCGGAACUAGUACCUACUGUGUCCUCAGCACCGUGCCACCUAUAGAAAGUGACCAUGGGAACAGCAAUAGUAGUCAUGUAAAAAUCUUUUUACUGAAAAAGCUGCUUGAAUGUCUGCCGAAAUGUUCAAGUUUUCCCAAAGAGAGGCACCAUUGGAACACUAGUGAGGGCUCAUGA
Balaenoptera musculus (blue whale) is the source of this 273-nucleotide messenger RNA. RefSeq names its product calmodulin-binding transcription activator 1-like. The coding region runs from base 31 to 273 and encodes 80 amino acids. NCBI's taxonomy places the organism in Eukaryota, Metazoa, Chordata, Mammalia, Artiodactyla, Balaenopteridae. The transcript has a single exon. The record is from RefSeq and is a predicted model, not a curated record.